Molecule: messenger RNA, 2355 nt
Organism: Diorhabda sublineata
Lineage: Eukaryota; Metazoa; Arthropoda; Insecta; Coleoptera; Chrysomelidae
Exons: 2
Coding region: 71-439 (122 amino acids)
Source: RefSeq, a predicted model, not a curated record
AGAUGAUACUCAUAAUUGUUGCACACGUAUUUAGAUGAAUUAGUUAAUUGCUUCAAUUUAUCGCUUGAAAAUGUUACGAUCUUUACUCAGAUUAUUUUGCGUGGCUUUUGCUUUACAAUUAGUAAACGGUAGAGCUUUAACUGACGAUGGACGAUUUGAAAUUAAAGAUGGUAAUUGUGACAAGGCUAAAGCAACAGAUAGAGUUUUUGCAAACCACGUAACAAAGAUAGGAUUACCUUUCAUAACACAGAAAGCUGAUGUAAGUUGGUACGGUGAUGAAACAAUAUAUUGUCUGAUGGUCACAAGCGAAUUGGACGAGUCUGAAGGUUCAUUGGCGUACAUUACUGAAGGGGGCGUCGAUCAUAAAUUUAUGAAAGUUGAAUUAGUUUCUAAAAUGGGUCACGGCUUAGAUUAUAUGAUAAGAGUGUUUGCUAAAUGAGGUUAUAUAAAUUUUUAAGAUAAUAAAAUUGUUUUUAAUGUUUUUUUUUAUUAAUAAAUUUAUAUAGCUUACAUUUGUUGAUAAUUUUUUAUUCAACGUGAAUUUGACGUGGUUGAAACGUGAAAAAACACUUAACGGUAUUGUACAUUGUGUUGAUAAAGUAAUAUUUCGAUAAUGACAACAUUUCGCAAUUGACACUUGACGGGAAUAUCAAUAAUGGCGGACAUGUUUACGUGGUUGUCUGCACGGAGCGAUCGGAGGUUAAAAAACACGACUCUCGUGCAAUAAAGUCUAGUAUAAAAGUCGCAGACUAGAAUUCAAAAAUCGGAGAUUGAGCAGAAAUCUUUCUCUGGAAAAAAGUUGUUCGAACAUAGUUCUAUCUAUAACCACAUCGGUACCUACUCCAAUCGGGGUAACUUCACAUCAAUAUUCAUUGUGAGAAUUUUUUUUUGUGUAGGAUUGUGUUUUAGUAGGUACGUUUAUCCCUGGUUCGCUGAUAAAUGGACGAAUUUGUUGAGAUAUUCUUUCACUCACGGGUUCUAUCUGAUUUUUUUUAGUAGAUGUAGAGGUAGAACUGUUCGAGGGGGCUAAAUUUGGCGAAUGGUGUGAGUUAGGUAGCAAUUCCAACUUCAAGUUAUCAAUUUUGGUCAUUGCAAUAACAUAUGUGUGAGAUUGUGGAUUGUCUUGAUGAAACAACACUUUUUCUUAGCCAAAUGCGGUCGUUUUUGCUUGAUUUCUUCACUUAAACGUUGCAAUAAGCUCUUUAAAUACACGCCAUUGAUAGUUUAUCUUUUCUCAAGAUAGUCGAUGAAGAUUAUCCUACACGCAUCCCAAACAAUCGACGCAAUGAACUUAGCCUCAGAUAGAACGGUAUUUGCUUCUUUUGGCGCCCUUUUUAGUUAGUUGUUUUGUUUUGGGUGUGAAGUGAUGGACCCACGUUUCAUUAAUGGUUAUGAAACGUUUCUUUUCUGUGAAACAUCGCCAAACACUCGAUGGAAACAUCUUGACAACGCCGUUUAUGUUUCAUUGUGAAACGCGACACCCAUCUUGCGAACUGCUUUCUCAUAUCCAAAUUUUCAGUUUAUAUGGGAGGUACCAGACUUUUUGAAGUGCCUACUAUGUCUGCUACCUCGCGCACUUUCAGUCUACGAUCAUCCAGUGGAUUUUCUUCAACAUUUCUGGAAUCGUCACAUCAUUCGGUUGACCGCUGCGUUGCUGGUCUUCGCAAAACGUACGGUCUCGUCUAAACUUUCCUAUCCAAUAUUUUACUAUUGAUAAGGAAGGAGUAGAAUCUAGUUCAGCUUUUAUAUUGAUCAUCAUCAUCAAGCUUGAAACAUAUGCUGUAUAGAUUAAGUGCUUUCUAAUACCUUGGUAAUUUCCAAGCAAUUAUCGCCAUCUCUACGUUAGUCCAGGUACUUCUGGGACCAUACUGUGUGGAAAUAUCAGCUGUGUACAUGAUAUAGAGGUUCGAGUGAAAUGUACUUCCCUGUGGAACGCCUAAUAUUCUUGGAUGUCGAGUUCUGAUGUGAUCUCGAAUUAUCACUUGCAACUAGGAUUUUAUCGUUUAGAAAAAAGUCGUGAGGAAGGUUUAGAAGGAGCUUCUUCAGUAGGUUUCCCUUGCUCAGGGCUAGUACUACCUCCCAUAUAAUUGGGGAUUGAUAAUUACGUCAUAUCCGGGAAAUUUUUUGGAGUUUAACUAACUACUGUUUAAUUUUGUUGAUCUGGUUAACGAUGAAGAUUAAUUCGAUAUAUAGAUUCCAGAUUUUAUUUUCCGAGCAGCUACCGCCAUCUUUAGGUGAUGCCAGAGCAACCCUUAAAAAGUUAAAAUAUGAAAUCAACUUCCGUGGUUUUUGAAUACGGGUAAAUUAUUUCAUUUACAGUUACUUCGGAAAUAAAACAUUCGUAAAAAAGAAAAA